AUGGCAGCAGACAUCCUGACAAAGCGCGGCUUGCGCGUGCUCGUCAGUGGAGCCGGGAUUGCGGGACCAACUCUGGCAUGGUUCCUCGCUCGCUCCGGAGCGCGCGUGACGGUGGUGGAGCGAUCGCCGCAGCUGCUGUCGCAAGGCCAGAAUAUCGACCUGCGCGGCACUGCGCUCAACAUUGUGCAUCGCAUGGGCAUACUCGACGCCAUCCGCCGCUGCACCACCACGGAGAAAGGCACCGCGUUUGUCGACCAACACGACCGCGCCUUUGCCACGUUCCCCGUCGGCGAAUCUGCAAGCGUGCUGACCGCCGAGUACGAGAUCCUUCGAAGCGACCUGGCCAACAUCCUCUACCAAGCUGCGGUGCAGCAGCCGGGUGUAGACUUUCGUUUCGGCACGACGAUCGAGCGUGUGGCGGAGAAUGGCGAUUCUGCAGUGCGGGUCGAACUAAGUAGUGGCGAGGAGGAGGAGUCUGAUGUGUUGGUGUUGGCGGAUGGGCAGUGGUCCACAUUGCGCAAACAGGUGUUUGGCACCGAUGGGCUCGAGGUGGUGGACAAGAACUGCUUCUUCGUCUACUUUAGAGUAUCGCGCACCGAAGAGGACGACGACUAUGCACGCGUAUAUAUGGCGCCGCCCGCGCGCAUGGUCAUCACGCGACCCGACAACCACGGCACCACGCGCGCGCUGCUCAGCAUCCGACCCGGCAGCGCUGCACAGAAGCAGCAGUGGGAAGCAGCCAGCAGGAGCCGCGAUAGGAGCGUGCAGGUCGCGCUCAUCAAGUCAGCCUUUAGCGAUGUUGGAUGGAAGGUUCCGCGUCUGCUGCGUGGCAUCGAUACUGCUGAUGAUCUUUUCUUUCAGUCGAUCCAACAAAUUCGCAUGACCAAAUGGCACCGCAAUCGCAUCGUGUGUUUGGGCGAUACCGCCUAUGCGCCCACGCCGUUUACGGGCAUGGGCACCUCGCUCGCCAUCGACGGCGCCUACCUCCUCGCCGGCCACCUCUCCCAGCUCGAGCCAGGCCAACGUCCCGCACUUGCGUUUGACAGGUACGACCACCAAUUUCGUCCGUUUGUCGUGCACAAGCAGACGCUUCCCUUCUACGUUCCCGCCAUCCGCCACCCGAAAAAUGCGGUUUCCAAAUGGGCGGCCGAGUCGUACUUUGCAGCCAGGGCUCGCAUGGCUCGCAUGCCCUGGGCCGUCAAGCGUUCCGCCGAAACGCACGCAGCGCGCGAUCGCGAUCUUGUCGCCGACAUCGACGCCCCCUUUCCGAGCUUUCCGGCUUUCGAACGAGCGUGA
Molecule: messenger RNA, 1296 nt
Organism: Moesziomyces antarcticus
Lineage: Eukaryota; Fungi; Basidiomycota; Ustilaginomycetes; Ustilaginales; Ustilaginaceae
Product: 2-polyprenyl-6-methoxyphenol hydroxylase-like oxidoreductase protein
Exons: 1
Coding region: 1-1296 (431 amino acids)
Molecular function (GO): FAD binding
Source: RefSeq, a predicted model, not a curated record